AUGGUACAUAGAACAUAUUUGAUCUAUCUAUGUGAUUCUAUUCAAUUAUUGUCUUCUUUGUUGAAAACUUUACAGAUAACACAUGCUACUUUAUCUUCAAAUGCAAUUCCACAUUCAACUGCAGCAUCUCAAAGUAGCUUGCCAAUAUCUUCUACUUUCUUUUUAUCUCUCCUUAAAAUUUUAAACUCCAUGACAAUUGACGUUUCAAAUUUUAUAUUUGGAGCAAUUUUCAAUCAAAGUGUUCCAAUCUCUCCUCUCUAUUUGAAACUGUUUUGUACUUAUAAAAAUGAAUUUGCAUAG
Molecule: messenger RNA, 300 nt
Organism: Dentiscutata erythropus
Lineage: Eukaryota; Fungi; Glomeromycota; Glomeromycetes; Diversisporales; Gigasporaceae
Source: the annotation of a GenBank genome assembly